UCCCUGUCUGUCAUUUUCAUCAGAGCCUAACGUCAAAUUUCCACUUCCAAUGUUACUUUUUUUUUCGAUUGCAGAGAAUGUCAAGCAGAUAGAUGUGAAAUGACGGAAUGUCACUCUAUUCAUUUCAUACAAAAUGUUGCUACUACCGCUUAUCUCUGCAACCUCUAUAGGCUCAUAAUUAAUAUUGAACAACAUUCACAAGUUCACAACUGAUUUGUGUCACUGCAGUAUCACCAGUUGGCUUCUGAAAUCUCUCUGAAGUGUGUAUGUGUGACACUUAAACUGAACACCAACGUAUAGCAACCUAGUUAUCCUUGUGGUGAGUGGAUAGUGAUCUCCAUCCAAUGCCCGGCUGAGCGAUUAACAAGACGGAGAUUGUGCAGGUGACACAAAGACACAACCCAACAGAUGUAAGGGACAGAAAGGCCAACAAAAGGUCACAGGUCUCUGGUCUUAUCUCUGAGCAUGACGAAGAGUGGAGGUGAAUUGAGGUCCUUCACUGAGAUGCUGAGGUCUAUAUAAGCGUUUUUUACAGUUACUCUCACAAUGUGGAAGGCAGCAGUCUUGACCAUGGGGCUCUUGGUGGCACUGGUAGACAGGGCGCAGUCCAAUGAUGGUCAUCCCUCUUUCUAUGGGAUGAAGCUGUGUGGAAGAGAGUUCAUACGAGCUGUCAUCUUUACCUGUGGUGGCUCUCGCUGGAGGAGAGGCGUAGGAGGCUCAGCUGUUAUUGGAGAGGAGGCCUUUGACCCAUGGAACACAAAUCCUGUCCCUCAACUUACCAGUGAGCAGGAUCCUGCAGAGUCCCAAGUAUGGAAAGAUCAAACGUUGGAUGCAGCAUCUGUGGCUGCUGGAUUCAGCCGCUCAGCUCGCUCGCCAAUCUCAGAGGAGGUCCUGGAGGCUCUAAGAAGUGCAGAUAGGAAAGGACGGGAUGUAGUGGUGGGACUGUCCAAUGCCUGUUGCAAAUGGGGCUGCAGCAAGAGUGAAAUCAGCUCCUUGUGCUGAACCUGGUUUCUUAAACACCCUGUCUUCUCAUCAGUGCAGAGCUCUACUGUUCCUAUGUGAUUCAUCCAUUUCUUUACAUCCACCUUUCCCCUCUCCACAUCCCAUCUAAGUCAUAAUUCGUGUGUUGUCAAAACUUGUUUACUGUGAUAAUCAUAGACUGAUAUAUGAGUUUAUUAAAGUCUUGUGGAAUUGUUAUGAAAGUCUCUUCCUCUUACCCAAGAAAUGCUAAAAUUAUGAUUCAUGCUUUUAGAACACUUCCACUUUUACCAAAACCUUGUUUCAGAACUGC
This is a messenger RNA of Thunnus maccoyii (southern bluefin tuna), 1291 nucleotides long. It is a transcript of the gene rln3b, whose product is annotated as relaxin 3b. Gene Ontology annotation, molecular function: hormone activity. Lineage: Eukaryota; Metazoa; Chordata; Actinopteri; Scombriformes; Scombridae. Gene Ontology annotation, cellular component: extracellular region. Bases 547 to 1002 code for a protein of 151 amino acids. The record is from RefSeq and is a predicted model, not a curated record. The transcript has 4 exons.